GUAAACAUCAAAUAAAAAGAUUUGGUAGAACCCUAAAUCCGUAAAAUCAAGAACAUGAAAAGGGCAUGCGAACCAUGCAAAGGGCUCCUUAUAUAUAUAUAUUACUAAAACCUCCCCAAAAGGUGGUGUGGUAGUUCCAACCUCAUUUUCCCCUUCAGCCUCUUCUUCCUUUGGUACAAAGCUAGUUAGGAAAAAAAGAAAGAAAAAAUACUUACCAAUACAAAGAUUAUGGGGUAUUCGUAUUUUGACGAUUUCGUCAAGAGCAAGAUGUUCUUUUUCAUUAUAAUCGUCCUUGUUUUCUUGGAGAGACCUGCCAUGGCCGCUCGGAAAUCGGAUUUUUUGGCGGAUUUGUUUCCGACUGGAAGAAAUGAGAUGGUGAAGUGGGCUGGUUAUGGAGAAGAUAAGCUCUCGACGGUCGUGAUUGGUGGAAAGAUUAUCUGCCACGGCGGUGAUAAUAUAGAGAAAGAUUCGAAUCCAGUAUCAGGUGCAACAGUAGCGGUUUUAUGCGGAUCAAGCAGGAAAAGGAAGAAAUCGUGGGCUAGAACUGGCACGGAUGAUUCCGGAAACUUCCUAAUCGAUCUGCCUUCACAUCUCCACGCAAUCCCAAACUUGGAGAAAAUAUGCCACAUCAAAGUCGUUCGUCUCCCGAAAACUAGUCCUUGUUGUUCAAUGCGCAAACAUAAGUCGAUAAAAUUAACAUCGAACGCUGAUGGCAUCCGUAGUUAUACAACCAAAGACAUACAUUUGAAGCCUCACAAGCGCGCAUGAUAUUAGAAAGAAGGCCACAUCUUAUAAAAGGAAUUAAUGGGUUGUGCCGAGUUUCUUGCAGCUUGUGUUCGAUGGCGCUUGUAGUCACAUAUGAGUUGCAGGGUUAAUUUGAGUAGCUAGCUAGCUAAAUGAGCUUGCUUUGUCUUGGUGAAUAUAUAUGUGUGCCAAUAAUGUAUAUAUAUAUAUAUAUAUAUAUAUUACAAUGUACGAUAUUAGUUUAUUGAAAAUAUUGUAUAAAAUUU
Messenger RNA from Striga asiatica, 1010 nucleotides. The record is from the annotation of a GenBank genome assembly. NCBI's taxonomy places the organism in Eukaryota, Viridiplantae, Streptophyta, Magnoliopsida, Lamiales, Orobanchaceae.